This is a messenger RNA of Notolabrus celidotus (New Zealand spotty), 1934 nucleotides long. RefSeq names its product BTB/POZ domain-containing protein 6-B-like. The record is from RefSeq and is a predicted model, not a curated record. Gene Ontology annotation, cellular component: cytosol. NCBI's taxonomy places the organism in Eukaryota, Metazoa, Chordata, Actinopteri, Labriformes, Labridae. Gene Ontology annotation, biological process: neurogenesis. Gene Ontology annotation, molecular function: protein binding.
AGCAGCAGCAGCAGCGCGGCGACCACCCCGACCACCAGCAGAACAUCAACAACACAACGUAGAUCCACCCAGCUGGCAGUGCAGCCACCCCACGCUGAGAGAGAGGAAUGCCUUGAUGUUUAACAAUGAGCUGAUGGCUGAUGUCCACUUUAUUGUCGGUCCUUUGGGGGGAUCGCAGAAGGUUCCAGCGCACAAGUAUGUGCUGGCCGUGGGAAGCUCCGUCUUCUGUGCCAUGUUUUACGGCGAUCUGGCGGAGGAGGAGUCUGAGAUCCAUAUCCCAGAUGUGGAACCUGCUGCUUUUCUAAUUCUGCUGAAAUACAUGAACAGUGAUGAGAUCGACCUGGAGGCAGACACGGUGCUGGCCACCCUGUAUGCUGCCAAGAAGUACAUCGUACCCGCACUGGCGAAGGCCUGCGUCACCUUCCUGGAAACUAGCUUGGAGGCCAAGAACGCCUGCGUGCUGCUCUCUCAGAGCCGCCUGUUCGAGGAGCCUGAGCUAACGCAGCGCUGCUGGGAGGUGAUCGACGCUCAGGCCGAGCUUGCGCUGUGCUCCGAGGGGUUCUGUGAAAUCGACCUGCAGACACUGGAGAUCAUCCUGCAGGAGACGCUCAACACCAAGGAGGUGGUGGUGUUUGAGGCCGUCAUGAGCUCCACAGCGGAGUGCAAGAGACAAUGUUUGACUCCUACAACCCGCAACAAAAGAGACGUCCUUGGCAAAGCAUUGUUUUUAGUGCGCAUCCCCUCCAUGAGCCUAGAGGAGUUUGCUAACGGGGCGGCGCAAUGUGAUAUCCUGACACUGGAGGAGACGCACAAUGUUUUCCUGUGGUACACUGCGGCUAAAAAGCCCCAACUGGACUUCCCUCUGGGCAGGGAGGGAUUGUCGCCACAGAGGUGCCACCGCUUCCAGUCCUCGGCUUACAGGAGCAAUCAGUGGCGCUAUCGCGGGCGGUGUGACAGCAUCCAGUUUGCAGUGGACAAGAGGAUCUUUAUCGCUGGUCUGGGGCUAUACGGGUCGAGCGGGGGGCAAAGCUGAGUACACCGUCAAAAUCGAACUGAAGAGACAGGGGUGACCCUGGCACAGGCCCUGACAAAGUUUGUGUCGGACGGGUCGAGCAGUACGUUUCCCGGUUGGUUCGAGCACCCUGUUCAGGUGGAGCAGGACGCCUUCUACACGGUGAGCGCCGUGCUGGACGGGAACGAGCUGAGCUAUUUUGGUCAGGAGGGCAUGACAGAGGUGCAGUGUGGGAAGGUGACAUUUCAAUUCCAGUGCUCCUCCGACAGCACCAACGGGACUGGAGUACAGGGAGGACAGAUCCCUGAGCUUGUGUUCUAUGCAUAAGCUGCUCUGGACUGCUGAUGGAAAUGACCCUCGCCUCCCAGCCUUCAAAGUAAUGUAGCUAAAGACACUUGACUAAUGUCACACUAAAUGGCCUGGUUAGUUCUUUGAGAGACUAUUUUAAAAGCCAAGGAGCUGUUCUUUUAUCUUAUUUAAUUUAAUGUUAUUUUUGUUAUUUAAAUUCUGGGUUAACCUUAUUUGCUCUGGCGCCUGUGUUCAAAGGCUGCGGCUGCUGUAGAAACAACAUAAUACAGUGAUUUGUGGUUAUGUAAUCAAGCUGAGCUCCACAACUGGAAUUAGUAGGGACUGCUUCAAAUUGUGUAAUUGCAAGUCUAUAUACGAUGUUGUUACUAGAGUCCGAGCAGCAGUGUUACACCAGGAGCAGGAUUAUGUAGUGUUCUGAUUCUAAAUGCAAAAAAAAAAAAAAAAGAAAUCUUGUUGUUUUGCACUCCAGAGGACGGCCUCAGAAACAUUGUGUCUUUUGUAAAAUACAAUUUAACUGUUAGCAGCUUGAUGCUGUUAAAGAUGACCAGAUGUGUUCUGUACAAGAAUGCUUAUACACCUGAUGAUGAAACAUAAAGGUUAUAAUGUGAGUGAA